Ruditapes philippinarum (Manila clam) is the source of this 1868-nucleotide messenger RNA. RefSeq names its product pre-piRNA 3'-exonuclease trimmer-like. The record is from RefSeq and is a predicted model, not a curated record. The transcript has 4 exons. Lineage: Eukaryota; Metazoa; Mollusca; Bivalvia; Venerida; Veneridae. Bases 860 to 1150 code for a protein of 96 amino acids.
GUUAAUAUCCUUGAGGCAAGUCUGAACUUAAGGGUAGAUAAGUCUGCCAAGAACUUUUAAUGUCUUGGUUGCACAUGUUAUAGUAUGGUGAAUGGCGGGCAUGUGGCAGGCAGGCGGGCGAGCAGGGAAAAAACUUUCGUAACAGUUUCCUCAGCAACUACACAUCACAACCUCUUGAUAUUUGGUAUACAGCAUUAACUUGUGGUCCCAUUACUGUGGUAUUAGAUUUCAGGUCUGUCGUUCACUGUUCGACAGUAUUGGUCAAUGUUAGGAAAUUUUCGUAACAGUUUUCUCAGCAACUUCUUAUCACAGCCUCUUGAUAUUUGGUAUACAGCAUUAACACGUAGUAUCAUACAGAAGGUUUCGAUUUCAGGUCUGUCCCUGAUCCACUUCCUGUUUACAGAUUUCGUUAAAUGUUCGGCAUUAAUGGUCAGUGGCACGAAACUUUUUUUCAGCAUCUACAUAUCAUAGCCUCUUGAUAUUUGGUACACAGCAUUAAAAGAUGGUCCAAUACUGUGGUAUUCGAUUUCAGGUCUGUCACAGAUCUACUUCCUUUUUCCGACCGAGUUAAAUUUUCGACAUUGAUGGUGAAUGGUAUAAAAUUUUCAUAACAUCACAGACUCAUGAUAUUUGGUAUACAAAUGCAGCCCGGACAUUUCUGUCUUUGACUCAUUUUUGCAGAUUUAUGCCCCUUUUUCUUUUAUACUCUCCAGCUCUGAUGAAAGUGAAGAGUGCUGUACUCAGAUAGCUUAUAUUUGUUGAUUUGUGUGAUUCUACAUGUAAUAUGUUUCUGUUUUAGAACUUAGAAGGUGACGACCAUAAAUCAAUAAGACCAGAGCUGCUGUAUGUACGUGGGAGAAUGUUUAAACAAAAAUUAAACAUUGAUCAGGUAAAGUUAGCAAAGUGGUUCUCCCCCUAUGGAAAUGUUGAUGUGAAAGCAUAUGGCCAAAAUAAAGCAUUGGUUGCUACAUCAAACCACUACUGUGCCAAAGAUAUUUUACGAGCAUUUAAACAGCACAACACAAUAUAUGUGACAUAUUAUAGUGUAUGGAAACACUCUCCCGUUGCCAGGGGACUUUUGUGGACAGGGGUUUUGCUAUCAGGAAGUGCUUGUGUUGUUGCCUUAUUGACUGGUGAUAAGAAAACAUGACCCAAAAGAUACUUGACUAAAGGAAAAAUCUUGAAUUCAUAUAAAAGAUGUGAAAUUGACAGAAAAGAUGGAAUUAACAUAAAAAAGACUUUACCAGAAGUUUACCAAAAAAAAAAAAAAAAUGAAAAAGCUGGAGAUUUUCAUACUACUUCUACUAAAUUGAUUAUGAAUCUUGUGUGGCAGGAAAGGAAAAUUACAGUUACUGUUGGAAAUCUUGUAGAUGAUGUUAUGGAAAAAAAACAAGAUGUCAAUAUUGAAAAAAAUGAAUGUCAUUUUUAUAUCUCAACCACUUCGGGUUACGGGCAGUCAUGUAGAAUUUUCAUUGUCCGUUUUUCAUACUGUCAUGUUGUUGUAGGUCAGUAGUCUGACAAAGCAGUGAAAUGUUGGGGCAUCUGCGUCCUAUGUACAAAUUUCUUAAUGUUACAACAAAUGUAUUCGGAAAAAUUUAAGACUGAAAUUUGAAUCAGCAUGAGUUUAAAUCAGAAAAUUGUUUGAUUGCUUUAGGAACUGGCAUAUUGUAGCUUAGUUUGUCACACAAUAUCAAAUAAACGUUUUGCAGUGUAAAGCCGAGGUAGAAAGCUUUGAUUAAUAAAAUAUAUUGAUCAAAUAAUUGAAGUAGUACAUGAACACAAAGUAAAGAUAUUUGUUAUUAACUUUUAGUUGUUACUGGUUUUAGACAUUUUAUUUUCUUCUUAUUUUGAAUAAAAUUCAAUAUCUA